AUGGCGUCACAGCCCCCCAAAUCGCAGCCGCCACCGCCUCUCACAAGCUCCCCAUACCCAUACGCUGCCGCGCCAGACAUCAUCCGCGCCCACCAAAAAGACGCCUACUUCCAAGGCCUCCUCACCAACCAGAUCUCCGACCUCCACCGCCGUCUCCGCGGCGCCCGAUCUGCCCACUCCUGGGCGACCGAGACCCGCACAAUAGGCGAUGCCCUCUACCUCUGCCUUACAACCCUAAUCGGCAACCGCACGCUCGGAGAAGAAUACUGCGAUCUUGUCCAAGUCGAAGCGCCCCCCUCUUCUCCCUCGCAGCAACAAGCAACCACCUACCCCGACUCCCACAUCCCCCCCAAACCCACCUCCCAACCCGGGCCCCUUCUCCCCUCCCUCUCCCGCCGAGCAGGCUUCAUCGCAACCUCAACACUAACCCCCUACCUCCUCACCCUCCUCCUCCCCAAACUCCGCUCCUCCCUCCGCCGCCUUCUCACCACCCGGCUGACAACCCUCACCACCCGCGGCCUCGACACAACAAAACAAGGCCAACCCACCUCUGAAGCCCGCGCCCUCCGCUACAUCCUAACCCACCUCUCCUCCCUCACCAACCCAGCCCACAUCCACGCCAUCACCCUCGCAACCUUUUACUUCACCGGCGCGUAUUACUCCCUCUCCAAGCGGCUCUUCGGCCUCCGCUACAUCUUCACCAAGCGCAUCCCCGACACCCCAGGAGCAAGCCAAAACUCUGGUCGCGGAGGCUACGAAGUGCUCGGCGUCCUCCUCGUCACCCAAAUGCUCGUCAGGACCUACCUCCACCUCUCCCAACAACUGUCUUCCUCCCCUUCGUCAAAUAUAGACGACAUCCCCACAUCAUCAGACCGGUACAUCCCCUCCGGCCCCGUCGAAGUCUCUUUGGACGACAACGCCUACGCCCUCAACACCUCCCUCCUUGACACCUCGGCCCCCGCUCCCCAGAACCAGCGCUCAUUGGCGGAGAUUGCCAGGACGACUCACACCCCGUUGGUGAAAGGAGGGACGAAGCCGAGGUAUGAUCUCAGUGACGGGAAGCAAAUGGCUUGGAUAAAGGGUUACAAUCCCAGGAAGUGCACGCUCUGUCUGGAGGAGCUGAGGGACCCGGCGGUGACGAGCUGCGGGCAUGUGUUUUGCUGGGAGUGCAUCGGGGAUUGGGUGAGGGAGAAGCCAGAGUGUCCGUUGUGCAGGAGGGAGGCGAUGGGGCAGAAGAUUUUGCCGCUGAGGAUGGUGCAUGUUCACUAG
Molecule: messenger RNA, 1269 nt
Organism: Podospora bellae-mahoneyi
Lineage: Eukaryota; Fungi; Ascomycota; Sordariomycetes; Sordariales; Podosporaceae
Gene: PEX10
Product: peroxisome biogenesis factor 10
Exons: 1
Coding region: 1-1269 (422 amino acids)
Biological process (GO): protein import into peroxisome matrix
Cellular component (GO): peroxisomal membrane
Molecular function (GO): zinc ion binding
Source: RefSeq, a predicted model, not a curated record